CACGAGGCGGAGGCGUAAAAUAUCUUUGUUUGUUUACGUUCCCGCUGAGCGAUAGGUCUAGUAAUUUAGUAGGCGGCGUAGCUUGGAAGUGAGAUAAACAGACAAUAGUUGCUCUUCUAUUGCAAAAGACCCCGUUAUCUGUCCCGUCUCAGAUAAGAAGAUGGCAGACUUUUGUCGUGCGAAGUUUAGAACGGAGAAGGCAUUUUUUUGCGCAGAUAUAGAUCCCAGCGUUUGCUGUAAAAGGGGAUAUUUUCGAUCAGUGAAAAUGGCGAGCGGAGGUUGCAUGGAAAGACAAAGGACUAAUAUGAAAUUUUUGAAAACGAAGGAAUCAUUAUCAAACGUCUUAUUGCACAAAGAAAUACCACUAAUGGAUGAGCAAAGGACAUUGUGUAGUGGAUGUCUGAACAUGAGAAGUACGAAAACAUACCGGCGUCGAUUAACUCUUUUUGCGGCGAUGGCAAUCUAUAUCUUGCCGCUGUUGUUAUUACAACCCACCGGAGUUCAGGGCUUAGCGCCCGGAGUUACAUGGUCGGUUGUAGCUGGUAUUAGCGUAAUAAAUUUUCAAAUCGAAUCAGUUAAUAGCCAAGAACAGACGACUAUAUGGGUGGAUCAACCAGAAGAAAGCGAAGAUAAAAUACUAAAAGACCCAUGCAAAGCACCUUUAUUUCUUGGUGACAUUGCUUUGGACGAAGUAGACGUUGAAGAUAUUUUCGGUGAAACAGUGCAAGAAUUUAUGGACCACGUGGGAAAUGACGAUUCAAUAGAAGCGAGAGACACCACUGAAGACGAUGGCGACGAUAAGAAAUCAAUAAAUUCUCAAAAGUCCAAGAAACACUCCGUGAGGGAGGCGUCAAAGGGACUUAGGCAGAACGAUCCAAGCGCAGUGGAUUUGGAUGAACAGGCCUUGAGAAAUAAGACAGAGUCCGAGCUCUCUCGAAUCCCCACUUUGAGAGAGAUUGUGAGAAGAAGGAAACACAGCAAGAAAACCGAAGGAGUUAAAUUGGAUUCGGGAAAGAGACGAAAAAACGGUCGCAGAGGGCGCAAGAGACGAGGACGGUAUCGUAGUCGCAUCCAGAGGACAGAAGCAGUUCAUAAACGAAUGAGAAGAGCAGCUACAGCACGUCCGGAACGGAUCUGGCCUGCGGGAGUUAUACCAUACGUCAUCAGCGCCAAUUUUACGGGUUCUCAACGUGCAAUGUUCAAGCAGGCGAUGAGACAUUGGGAAGCACAAACCUGCAUUACCUUCAUUGAAAGAACUGACGAAGAAGCCUUCAUUAAGUUUACCUACAGGCCUUGUGGGUGUUGUUCAUAUGUUGGACGAAGAGGUGGCGGACCUCAAGCAAUCUCGAUUGGAAAGAACUGUGACAAAUUUGGAAUUGUUGUUCACGAGCUUGGUCACGUGAUUGGAUUUUGGCAUGAACACACCCGACCCGAUCGGGACCGACAUAUUGAAAUAAUUUACAAGAAUAUACAACCUGGUCAGGAAUAUAACUUUGAAAAAAUGGAUUCGAGUGAAAUCAAUUCACUUGGCGAGACGUACGACUACUACAGUAUUAUGCAUUAUGCCAGAAACACAUUUAGCAAAGGAAUGUUUCUGGAUACUAUAAAACCCAGAGUCGAUGCGAAUGGCGCAAGACCGACAAUUGGACAGAGAACCCGACUCAGUGACGGCGAUGUUGCACAAGCGAAGAAGCUUUAUCAGUGUAAUACAUGCGGUUACACUUUGCAAGAUACCUCCGGUAACAUCACUUCGCCCAAUUAUCCUCAAUAUUAUCCUGCAGAAUCUCAUUGUAUUUGGAGAAUCAGCGUAACUCCCGGAGAAAAAAUUGUUCUUGAUAUUACAUCAUUGGACAUUUAUGAAUCAGAAGGUUGUUAUUACGACUUUUUGGAGAUUCGAGACGGGCAUUGGUACAGGUCUCCAAAAAUAGGUCAAUAUUGCGGUCGCUCUCUUCCCGCGACAAUAACUUCGACAGACAGCAGGUUGUGGCUUCAAUUUCGAACUUCAACGUAUUAUCAAGGAAGAGGUUUCACAUUGAAGUAUGAAGCUGUGUGCGGUGGUACUAUCCGGAAAGAAUCUGGACAAAUUCAAAGUCCAAACUAUCCGGACGAUUACAGACCUAGUAAAGAAUGCAUUUGGAAAGUAGUUGUCGAUGAAGGUUUUCGAGUUGGAUUGUCAUUUCAAGCCUUUGAGGUUGAAAGACAUGAUACAUGCUCGUACGAUUAUCUUGAGGUUCGAGAUGGUCCAACAGCAGACUCUGAUUUGAUUGGUAGAUUUUGCGGAUACGAUAAACCUGAAGACGUCAAGUCUACCUCGAACACACUAUGGAUCAAAUUUGUGUCUGACGGAUCAGUAAACAAAGCUGGGUUUGCAGCAAGUUUUUUCAAAGAAAUCGACGAAUGUGAAGACAAACGGAAGAGUGGUUGUCAACAAGGAUGUGUCAAUACAUUGGGAAGUUACAAAUGUGUUUGUGAUCCUGGGUACGAACUUGCAGCGGAUGGAAGAACUUGUGAAGCUGCUUGUGGCGGGUCCGUUACAAAUUUGGAUGGGUAUAUCACCUCACCGAAUUGGCCCAAUGAAUAUCCAACAAACAAAAAAUGUGUCUGGCAAAUCGUAGCUCCACCUCAACAUAAGAUUUCUAUUCAAUUUGAAAAGUUUGAAUUAGAAGGAAAUGAGGUUUGUAAAUACGAUUAUGUGGAAAUCCGUAGUGGUUUGAGUGACGACGCUAAAUUUCACGGAAGGUUUUGUGGACUUGAACUUCCUCCUGUCAUCAGAUCAACAAUAAAUGAAAUGAGCCUCGCUUUUAAAUCAGACGAUACUGUUUCCAAAAGGGGUUUCAAAAUAAAAUUCUUUUCGGAUAAAGAUGAAUGUGCUAUAAGCAAUGGCGGAUGCGAACAUGAAUGUGUGAAUACGAUCGGAAGUUACAGUUGUACAUGUAGAAACGGUUACGUAUUGCACACGAACAAACGAGGAUGCAAAGAAGCCGGAUGCAAACAUGAUAUUAAAACUGCAGUCGGAGAGAUAACAAGUCCAAACUGGCCAAAUAAAUACCCAAGUCGAAAGGAAUGCACUUGGUUAAUAAGAACUACACCAGGGCACAGAGUCAAAGUGGUAUUCCAUGAAUUUGAACUCGAAACACAGCCAGAAUGCGCGUACGAUCAUUUAGAACUAUAUGAUGGUUCUGACAGCGAUCAGACAGUCUUAGGUCGAUAUUGCGGAAGUAAAAAACCCGGAACUAUUGUCGCCACUACUAGUAUUAUGUUUAUCAAAUUUUUCUCUGAUGCUUCUGUACAAAAAAGAGGAUUUUCUGCAACACAUCAAACUGUUUGCGGUGGAAAUUUAAACGCGAGCACACGUUCGAAAGAUUUGUUUUCUCAUCCACAAUAUGGAGAUAAUAAUUAUAUUAGUGGACAGGAAUGUGACUGGAUUAUAACAGCAGAUACUGGACUUGUUGUCCGACUUACUUUUACAGCUUUUGAGGUUGAAGAGGAGACAGAUUGCAGUUAUGAUUUUGUUGAAGUUUAUGACGGAGAAGAUGAUUCUGCGACUAGAUUUGGUCGAUAUUGUGGAUCAAAGGCUCUGAGCACAAUAAUGUCUACUUCCGGUUCGUUAUUGUUACGUUUCCAUUCUGACGACACAAUCAAUAAGAAAGGAUUUCACGCAAGGUAUUCAAGUUCAUCAUAUGAAGACAUUUCUGAAUCUUCAAGUACAGGUCGUAGAAUUUGAUGAACCUCGUGCAAGAAUGGGCUAUCGUGCAUCAGAAGCUAAUACAGGUGUGGGUCGUCUUCGAGUCGAACACCAGUCGGGCGGAUCUUUCUGACGUCUAUUAACAAUCAUUCGUUGGCGAGCUGUGGGAACACAACGUUGCAGUUUUUAUGUUUCAUUCAGUGUAACGUUUUCAGCUACACUUUUUUGUAAUUAUUUUUUUUUACGAUGAUAACUCUUUAAAGUUUUCAUACUAUUAUAUUGAGAAUCUGAAAUGUUGCAUUUUAUUAUUCUAUUCCAUUCUCUUUGUUUUUAUAUCAAUCAAUAGCUCCAUUUUUGUAUUCGAUCACGCUCCAGAGUUUAUUACUCUGAGCCCCCAGGGCGCAUCGAAAAGAAAACGUUUUGAAUGGUCAUCGAUAUUACGACGAUACUGUUAAAACGGGUCAAGAAGUUAAAGGUACAUCGACCCUGCAUUUGUAAAGUAAUAUGGCUUUAGAUUUGGUUUUCAUAUUGCUACAAUUUUAAUCAAGCAUGCUCAAACUUGCCGGCAGCAUUUAUUUUAAAACGGAAUGAUUAGUGUACUCACAAGCAAGUUUUGAAUUUCUAUCCGCUACAUACAGGCUAAUUUUUGCAAACGAUUUCAAUUCAUACAAGAAUCUUCGGUCAUACAUACGUGAAUUGAUAUCCGAGUUUCAUGAAAGGCUUAUUGUUGCAAGAGAUGUCAGUUGAUGCAAGAAUUUUUGGUAAUACAUGGAACAGUAUUGAAUUCCAUGACACCCCAAAGCUUGGCUUUGUUUAUUUCUGAGCUACUGGUAAAUGCUCAACAUCGCUCACAAAAAACCUUACCUGCUAUCUCCUCCGUCUGCCUAUUCUUGUAGGCUACCAUGGCUCAAAGCUUUCCCCCAUUGCUUUUGUAUAUGCUGUUGAUUGUGUCGAAUCGAGUGAUCAUUUUUAAUAAAAACGUUGUCCAAAAUA
Styela clava is the source of this 4678-nucleotide messenger RNA. The record is from RefSeq and is a predicted model, not a curated record. Lineage: Eukaryota; Metazoa; Chordata; Ascidiacea; Stolidobranchia; Styelidae.